This is a messenger RNA of Pundamilia nyererei, 2126 nucleotides long. RefSeq names its product cleavage and polyadenylation specificity factor subunit 3. Gene Ontology annotation, molecular function: RNA endonuclease activity; RNA binding; 5'-3' RNA exonuclease activity. The record is from RefSeq and is a predicted model, not a curated record. Gene Ontology annotation, cellular component: mRNA cleavage and polyadenylation specificity factor complex. NCBI's taxonomy places the organism in Eukaryota, Metazoa, Chordata, Actinopteri, Cichliformes, Cichlidae. The transcript is spliced from 15 exons. The coding region runs from base 238 to 2085 and encodes 615 amino acids. Gene Ontology annotation, biological process: mRNA 3'-end processing by stem-loop binding and cleavage.
GCCGCGCCUCUUUUUGCGUCGGGUUGUUUAAUAAAUGUUAGAUCAAAGCUGGUAAAAGCCAACCAACGUCCGUCUCGGAACUUCUGUCACACGACUUGAUUCCAGUCGGGCGUAUUUUGGACACGCCCCCGGAAGUUCAUUCAGAAAACACAUUGAGUGCAGUAUUAUCGGAUUUGUUAUUAUUAUUUUAUUUUAUUUUUUUGUAUUUUAAAAAUGACACUAAAAAUUUAGAACAAAAUGGCCACAAAACGCAAAAUAGAGAUAAUUGUCCCUGCCGAGGAAAGCGACCAGCUCCUGAUUCGUCCACUCGGUGCUGGGCAGGAGGUUGGGCGGUCAUGCAUUAUCCUGGAGUUCAAAGGAAGGAAAAUUAUGCUGGACUGCGGCAUUCACCCUGGAUUGGAGGGGAUGGACGCUCUCCCAUACAUAGAUUUGAUUGACCCAGCUGAGAUAGACCUGCUGCUGAUCAGCCACUUCCACCUGGAUCACUGUGGAGCUCUGCCCUGGUUCCUCCAGAAGACCAGCUUUAAAGGGAGGACCUUCAUGACUCAUGCCACUAAAGCCAUCUACCGCUGGCUCCUAUCAGACUAUGUUAAAGUCAGUAACAUCUCGGCAGACGACAUGCUUUACACUGAAACCGACCUGGAGGAGAGCAUGGACAAGAUAGAGACAAUCAACUUCCACGAGGUCAAAGAGGUGGCUGGGAUCAAGUUUUGGUGCUACCACGCUGGUCAUGUGCUGGGAGCUGCUAUGUUCAUGAUCGAAAUAGCUGGAGUCAAACUUCUGUACACAGGAGACUUUUCCCGCCAAGAAGACAGGCACCUCAUGGCAGCUGAGAUCCCCAGUGUCAAACCUGACAUCUUAAUCAUAGAAUCCACCUACGGCACUCACAUCCAUGAAAAAAGGGAAGAGCGAGAAGCUCGGUUCUGUAACACCGUCCAUGACAUUGUCAACAGAGAGGGUCGCUGUUUAAUCCCUGUGUUUGCUUUGGGACGAGCACAGGAACUGCUGCUUAUCUUGGACGAGUACUGGCAGAAUCACCCAGAGCUCCAUGACAUCCCCAUCUAUUAUGCUUCUUCCCUGGCCAAGAAGUGCAUGGCUGUGUACCAGACAUAUGUUAACGCAAUGAACGACAAGAUCCGCAAGGCCAUAAAUAUCAACAACCCUUUUGUCUUCAAGCAUAUCAGCAAUCUGAAGAGCAUGGAUCACUUUGAUGAUAUUGGCCCCAGCGUGGUGAUGGCGUCUCCGGGCAUGAUGCAGAGCGGGCUCUCCAGGGAGCUCUUUGAGAGCUGGUGCACCGACAAGAGGAAUGGAGUUAUCAUAGCCGGUUACUGCGUGGAGGGCACACUCGCCAAGCACAUCAUGUCUGAGCCCGAGGAGAUCACCACCAUGUCGGGACAGAAGCUGCAGCUAAAGAUGUCGGUGGACUACAUCUCCUUCUCCGCCCACACUGAUUACCAGCAGACCAGCGAGUUCAUCAGAGCCCUCAAACCGCCACAUGUGAUCCUGGUACAUGGGGAGCAGAAUGAGAUGGCGCGCCUGAAAGCCGCGCUGAUCAGAGAGUACGAGGAUAACGACGAAGUUCACAUCGAAGUCCACAACCCUCGCAACACUGAGGCUGUCACGCUGAACUUCAGAGGAGAGAAGCUGGCUAAGGUGAUGGGCUCACUGGCUGAUAAGAAGUGUGUUCAGGGUCAAAGGGUAUCAGGCAUACUGGUGAAGAAGAAUUUCAACUACCACAUCCUCAAUCCCUCUGACCUUUCCACGUACACAGAGCUGGCCAUGAGUACAGUGAAACAGACCCAGGCCAUCCCCUUCACUGGACCCUACUCACUGCUUGUCUGCCAUCUGAGGAAUCUCACAGGUGAUGUUGAAGAGCUGGACGGAACUGAGAAGAACACUUUGAAGAUCUUUAAAAACAUCACUCUAAUCCAAGAGGCCGGCAUGGUGCUGCUAGAGUGGAUAGCUAACCCUCUAAAUGACAUGUAUGCUGAUGCUGUCACCACCGUGGUACUGGAGGUGCAGUCCAACCCAAAGGCUCAAAAAGGUCAGCUUGGUUAUAUAGACCCAUAUAAAAGAUGGAUGUAGGUAAGAUGAAAUCGCACACUGGUUUGUUCACACACACUUUG